ACACGGCCAAAGCAAACACCCGCAGUAGUACAUGUAAGCAAGGAACAUAAUUGAUCCAGUGGGAUAUGAAUCUGCUUGUGUUGAAAAGAUUACAGUUUUGAAAAAUGAAUACACAGCAGUGCCAAUGGACAUUUCUUGGAUGAUGACAUCCCAAACUCAAAUUCCUCCACCGGGACUAGGGGCCUCCUCCCUCCACAGUGGGUCCUGUUGCUUGACAUCAGCCAGAGUGAGAAGGAGGAAAUGAAGCGGAGAAGAGUCAAGUUAAACAAAGAUACACAGACCAGGACCAGGAAGUUUGUCUCCAAAAUAAUAUUGGCAAAAGAGCCUUUUGGAUAAUCUUACCAGCCAAAAAAGGGACAUUUUUUAAAUAAAAGACACACAUUGGGGUUGACUUUUUUUAACCGGGUUCUCCACAGGUUUGAGACUGUGACAAUAUGCUGUAAAAUAUAAUAAUUUGUUCAAUGAAAAGUUUAAUUGUACAUCCAUGGCAGACUUCUGACAUGAUAUUCUUCUUUUUCUAAUUGAUAUUUUAAAAGCAGACACAACAGCAACAGUUAUAAACCACAACAGCUGCAGUUUUGCUUCUGAUCUGAAGGUUUUCAAACAGCUGUAGCAGGAGCUGAACAAUUCUGGGUAGGGAAUAUAUUCUAAAACCGUGGUUCUCAACUUUUUUGGUGUCAAGGACCCCAAAUUGAAACACAUGAGGCCGCAGACCUGUGUUUAAUAGUCUCAGAGGUCUCUAUCUGAUAAGAUUUAAGUAUUCCAUAGCUGUAGAUUGGCAGAUUGACAGUGAAUAGUGUGAAACCUAUAAAAUGAGUCAUUCUUAUACAUCCUCUGAUUGGGCUAACUCUUAGUCAAUGAAAUAAUAAUGAAAUUAAAAUACUUUGGGGAACCCCUCGAACACCCUCAAGGAUUUUGGAGGGCCUUGGACCAUAGGUUGACAACCACUGGUCUAGAAUAUUUUGUGUGCAACAGGAGAAGACUGAAGGUAUUUAAAAAAUAUAUAUUUUAGAUAAUGUAAAAGGUCAGUGGGUGUUGCUUCCAUGCACUGUUUGACGACAGGGGCAUUGUGAACCCCUUCGUGACUGAGAUUAAAGGCUCUACAGAUGCAGGACUACAUACAUGAGACCAGGGUUGUUUUUAUUGGAGUUUGAAGAUAUUAAAACAGUAUAUUCUCAGUGGCCAGUUUAUUAGGUACACCUCACUAGAACUAAUGCAGUCUACUACAACAGCCCUGCAAUAAAUCCUACCACCAUGACAGUUAUUUAAUGUUUUAUGAAACUUUUAGAAAAGUGUUGAUUUAAUUGUAUAGUCACUUUGGAGACUAUAAUUUGUGGUGCUGUUUGAAUGUACUGUGUUAUACUUAGAGAUGUUUGUUAUCUUUAGUCUAACCUCAUUUAUAUAAAUGGUGUGGACACUCAAACACAGCUUUGCAAAAAUUCUGAACCUAAUAACCUUCAUAAAUGUAGGAUUUAUGGCAGGACUGUUGUAUAAGACCGCUUUAGUUUUAAGUAGGUGUUACUAUAAUAAACUGUCACCUCAGUGUAGUUUAGAGCUAAAAGUUGCACUUAGUAUUGCACAUGUAGAUUUAUAUAAUAACAGCAGUGUGGUAUAACCUGUCGACCGGUUAAAUGCUCCUUGUGCAGACUGCACAGGGCACAAACUGUAGACUAAUUCAUGCAUGAACAUAUUAACAGUAUUUUGACUGACAUAAUUUUUUAAGAGGAAAACUGAUUCUUAUACACCUUUCAAUAAAAGAUUUUAUGUCCUUAUGUGUGCUCUAAAAUGCACAUGACAUGCCAUUUUCCAUUAGACAAUGAAUUGCAACUCAUGAUAGGCUAAUUCUAAAAUGCAAAUUACAAUGAGAGACAGUUAUUGCAGUGCCCCAUGACUAUGUAGUGAUGUUACUGUUGUAAAGCCUGAAGGCUGCAGGUACACAGGACCUCCUGAGCCGCUCUUUCUUAUAGCACACCUGAAGGAAAUUUUCUCUGUGUUCAUCAAAAACCUGAGUUUAAAGUGUAAAUCUAGAGGCAGGGUUUGUGAUAUCAUAAAUAGUUUCGAACCAAUCAUGGUCCAAUUUUCAACUUUCACAAGUUGAUGUGGAAAUCUGAAGCAGUGCUCAUACACUGAGAAUGUACUUACAGUAAAGGACGAGACAUCUUGAUUGCAGCAGUUAAACUUUUGAACUAAUGAACUAUAUGCAUAGACCUAUUUAUAAAAUCUGGAUUUUUCACUAAGGGAGAAAGAGCAGAUGCCAAUUUAAGGAUUCUAAGAUAAUUGUUUUUUUGUGGAAAAACCCACAUCAUUCAAAAACUAUUAUUCAAGGUAUUUUAUCUUUUCUUUUUCAAAAUCUUAAAACGUGCGAGAUCUUUAAACUCAGGUUUUCAGUGAGCACAGAGAAACCUUUUAUUUUCAGCAGGUGAAUAUAAAACAGACGGAAAGAGGGCUUAUAUGAAAGGGAAAAGCCUUCUACUUCGAAGAUAAGCACCGGAUGUAGUAUUUGGUCACUGAGGCUGGCUUGCCGGCGUGCAGAGCUGACAGUGGAGCAGCCCAGUGGUAUCGACAGGCAGGGGAAGCCCUCAGACAGUAAGUACAGUGUCUCCGCACUGAGCGCUGCGCGUCUGAAGGGACUGACAAACACUUCGACCCAGACAGAGAAAAGCUGCAACGUUUGAUUUUCCAGGGAGGACAUGGCUGAUCAGAGUUUAAACGAGUCGUCCUCCGAGGACGUAUUUAACAGGUUCGCUCGUAAAGGUGCUUUGAGGCAAAAAAACGUCCACGAGAUCAAGGACCACAAAUUCAUAGCCAGGUUCUUCAAGCAGCCGACUUUCUGCAGCCACUGCACCGACUUCAUCUGGGGAUUCGGAAAACAAGGAUUCCAGUGCCAAGUUUGCUGUUUUGUGGUCCACAAGAGGUGCCAUGAAUUUGUCACAUUCUGCUGCCCCGGGGCUGAUAAGGGGCCCGACACAGACGAUCCAAGAACAAAGCAUAAAUUCAAGAUCCACACCUAUGGGAGCCCCACCUUCUGCGACCACUGUGGCUCUCUGCUGUAUGGCCUCAUCCACCAGGGCAUGAAGUGUGACUCCUGUGAUAUGAACGUCCAUAAUCAGUGUGUCAUGAACGUGCCCAGCCUGUGUGGAACCGACUACACUGAAAGGAGGGGACGUAUUUUCCUCAAGUGUGAGGUCAGCGGGGAAAAGCUGCAGGUCACAGUGUCUGAAGGCAAAAACAUGAUACCCAUGGACCCCAAUGGCCUGUCUGAUCCAUAUGUCAAGCUCAAGCUCAUACCAGAUCCCAAAAAUGAGACCAAGCAGAAGACCAAAACCAUCCGCUCCAACCUCAACCCUGUGUGGAAUGAAAGCUUUAACUUCAAGCUCAGGCCUACAGAUAAGGACCGCAGGCUGUCAGUGGAGGUGUGGGACUGGGACCGGACAACCAGGAAUGACUUCAUGGGAGCCCUUUCCUUUGGCGUGUCAGAGCUCAUAAAGGCUCCAGUCUGUGGCUGGUAUAAAUUACUUUGCCAGGAGGAGGGGGAGUACUACAAUGUUCCCAUCUCAGAGGAGGAUGACGGGAAUGAAGAACUGAGGCAGAAAUUUGAGAAAGCCAAACUAGGCCCGACUAAAAAGGUGAUCAGUGAGGCUGAUGGUGACCAGUCCAGCCAGCUGCCAUCCAGCAGCUUGGACCAGGUCAAACUCAGCGACUUCUCUUUCCUGGCUGUACUGGGAAAAGGCAGCUUUGGCAAGGUCAUGCUGGCAGAGAUGAGGACCACUGAAGAGCUGUUUGCAAUAAAGAUCCUGAAGAAGGAUGUAGUGAUCCAGGAUGAUGACGUGGAAUGUACUAUGGUGGAAAAGAGAGUCCUGGCCCAACAGGAAAAGCCGCCGUUCCUGACACAGCUGCACUCGUGCUUCCAGACUGUGGAUCGUCUGUACUUUGUCAUGGAGUAUGUGAAUGGUGGAGACCUCAUGUACCAUAUCCAGCAAGUGGGCAAGUUCAAGGAACCUCAGGCAGUGUUCUAUGCAGCAGAGAUCGCUGCUGGUCUCUUCUUCCUGCACAGUAAAGGAAUCAUCUACAGGGAUCUGAAGUUGGACAAUGUAAUGCUGGACUGUGAGGGACACAUUAAGAUUGCUGAUUUUGGCAUGUGCAAAGAGAACAUGAUGGAGGGAGUGACCACACGCACCUUCUGCGGCACUCCAGACUACAUCGCCCCAGAGAUCAUUGCAUAUCAGCCAUAUGGACUCUCUGUUGACUGGUGGGCAUAUGGAGUGCUGCUCUACGAAAUGCUGGCAGGACAGCCUCCAUUUGAUGGAGAGGAUGAAGAUGAGUUGUUCCAGUCCAUUAUGGAGCACAACGUGUCCUACCCCAAGUCCCUGUCCAAAGAGGCUGUCUCUGUCUGCAAAGGGCUGAUGACCAAGCACCCAUCCAAGCGUCUGGGCUGCAGCGCUGAGGGAGAGAGGGACAUCAGAGAACAUGCCUUUUUCAGACGUAUUGACUGGGAACGCCUUCAGAACAGGGAGAUACAGCCGCCCUUCAAGCCCAAAGUGUGUGGCAAAGCAGCCGAGAACUUUGACAAGUUCUUCACUCGCACUCAGCCCCAGCUCACACCACCAGAUGAGCUGGUUAUCGCCAACAUCGACCAGCAGGAGUUUGCAGGGUUCUCUUUCAUCAACCCGGAGUUUAUACACCCGUCUCUCCACAGCAGCGAAUGAGAAAGAUGGGGAAACCUCCCUGAAGAAUCUUCCCACUCACUGCCACCUACUUAAACCAACAGCCAACCUAACAUCUGACCACAACUUGAUCAAGGCACACCAUUAACCUUUAUGUUUUAUUCAUAAGCAGGAUUCUAGAGCAUGCAUAUCUUUUCUGUACAUUAUAUUUUCCGGUAUACAUAAUAUAGUAGAUAUUCUUGGCCACCACAAGAAAUCAUUUCCUUUAGUUUAAUGAUGAGCAUGUACUAUAGAACAUAUUUUCCCUCUUUAUUCCUGCAAUUUAUACUGAAAGCACUGAGAGAGAAAGGUGUUUGGCUUUAUUUAUCUAUGCCUGUAAAAAUAUAAGCAACAGAAUAUUUAAGGAGCAUUCAGCUAAAAUAGCAUUUAAGGCAUGGAGUAACUAAUUCUGGGAAAAGAUGCCGUGCAACUGUUUGUACAAAUCUCAAUAACAGUAUAGUCUACAGAUCUAGUAGGUGGGUCACAGCUUGUUAUAUACAUUUAAUGUGAUGACCUGAAAAAAACUCUUACAUAAGGCAGUGAAAUAUGCUACAGCCAAAUAUGAAGGACAGGUGGUGCAGGCAUUGAAACAGCACUUUGUGAUUCAAUGUGUCCUGUAUCAUGUUUACAGUUUUCUUCCCCUUUGAUUUAAUGGUAACGGUGUUAAAUGAUAUUUUAGUACAGUUUGAUUUUUAGCCGGUCUCAAUUUCCAGUGUGCGUAGCAAAUCAACUAAGGACUGAACUACUAUUGUAUUUAAAUAAUAUGCAGCCUGUACAAAACACAUACUGUACAAGGCACACUGGUAUGAAAGUGUGUCAGGGUUGGUUCCAAUUUGUUAAAACUUAACUUUGCUUAACUAUCGUCUACCUAGUUUGCCUGGUUUUUAAAAUAAUUAACACACUUCUUUCCUAGCCCUUAACCUGAGCUGCAGAUUGUACAUUUCCCUUGACAGUAAUUUUGUGGACACACAGUAAACAUUAAGCAUUUAAGUUCAUGGGCAGUGGCAGAACAUAUCGAUCUAAAGUUUACAGUUUGUCAUUUUCUAACACUAGUCAGUGUUAACCUCUGUCUCUGUCCCAGUACAGGCCCGCAAAACCUCCUAUUGGUCAUAAAUGUCUUAAAAUAGACAUUUCGAUAAACAGGUUUUUUUUUACGAUAUAAUAUGAUAUCAUUGUGUAUUAACCAUGCAAUGUUAUAUUGCACACAGUAUCGUGCCCUCAAGAGAAGAUAAAACACAUUUGUCAGGUUUCUUGGAUACAAUAGUUGCAAAUCAGAAAUACUUUUGCUGAAAGGAAUAUCGCUGUCCAGAGAACAAACUCAUCCUUCAUUGGGAGUAUGUCAACAUAAUCAUUAUUGAUUGAAUCAUAUUUAGUGUCCCGCUUUUUUUUUUGUUCUUUCAUAUCUUUGAAAUAGUUUAGUUCUUACUCUCCUCUUUUAUGUGAUAUCAUACAUAUUUUUCCAUUAGAUCAGAUUCAUAUUUUAGAGUAUCAAAUAUCAGUGUAUAACUCCUUUGUAAAUAAUCAUGAGUUAUUUAAAGAGAGUAUAGCAAAUUGCAGUUUUUAUACCAACACCUGAAUGUGCUUUUAUUACAUUAAUUAGAUAAACCAAUAUUUGUAUGUGUAAAAAAAAAUUUUUUUUAAAAAAUGAAACAACAAAGAGAGCACCCAGUACAGAUCAGCAGUGUAACAGCUGGAUGUCUUUAACAGCAUUCAGAUUUAGCAAGUUGUGAGAAAUAGCUGUGCUGAUGACUGCACAUUGUGCAUUGAUUGGAUGAAUGUCUGGCUGUUGACUGUCCCUCUGUAUCUGCAUGCUGUUGGUAGACAUCAUCCAUGCACGUGAUCCAUUAAAUGUUGCAUGCUACUUAAUAUAAAACCCCAAAGAGUUAUGACUUUAAAAUGAUACUCCACUCAAAAUAUAAGUUUAGAGUUCAGCGUCACACCAUGUACCAGUUUCAGUCAGCUGGAAUUCAUGUUGAUUACAAUGAAUUUGAUUAGUAACAACUUUUCAAGGUGGUAAAAUUACUAUGGGUGUUGAGUGUUGCAUCCUUGAAACAAAUAGAUUAAUUGUGUAGUAUCACUUGUGUAGUAUUAUCAAAAUUUUAGGUGGGCCUUUAAACAUCACAGUCAGGUAACUUAAGAGUGCUGAUCUGACACCAGCUAGGCUCUUUUUAGAUUUUGUGACUGUACUACCCACAAAUCACAAUUCAGAAGUCUAAUGCUCAGGCAGGUUGACACAGUAACCUAUGUGUGAAAGCAAGAGUGAAGAACAACAGGGAUUUUGCCAAAAGAUGGGAGAUUGCAGGAAAUGUAGAUAAUAGAGGAGACAUUUAUCUACAGUACAGUUGUUAGAUUCUACUUUUAAAUAGAUACUAAUAGACACCUUUUGAAAUGACUCUUUCCUGAGACCUAGUCGCUGCUUCAAGAUCAGUACUCUUUCUCUGUAGAAGCUUGUAUAUGUAUACAUUAUGGCCCCUGGUUCCAUUUGCCUUUACCUAUUUAGCUGUAUACUGAAUGCAGAUCUGUGGUGAGUUGUGACUUAGUAUCUCUGCUCAUUGGUAGACCUAUGGGACCACUCACUCUCUAGUGUCUAAUUAAUGGGGUUUUAUGUUAUAAUCUUUUAAUCUUCUAAUCUGUUGUGUCGUCUCAUUGUAAAAUCUUGUUCUUUUGCUUUUGCCGUUUUGUUUUGGUUUUUUUUGGCUGUUAUCCGUUGUUGUCAAUGAUAUCAGGUUUAUUUCUCCAGCUUCUGCUCAAUAAAUUCAGGAAUGUUCAAAGGACAUAUAUCACAUUGGAAAACUUGUAUCUGACUAAUAUAGAUCAGAAUUAUUGAAACAUUUGUAAUAUUUUCUCCAAACUUUUCUAAUAAUUGUGCACUCUCCUACCGUGUUUCCUAUCAUGUAUUAAUAACUUUUUGCAUGUGCCAAACCUGGAAAUGCCAGAACCCGACGAUAGCAGCGUUGCACUAGCUGUAGUCAGAUGAAUGACUCUUUCUGGCAGCUUCUCUGUGUGCGGGCUGAGAUCUGCCUAAAGCCACACCUGCUGUACACUCUGUUGGCCACAUAACAUAUAGCAUGCUGUCAUGAAUAUACCAGUGCACAUUGUUUCAGUACAUGUUACAAUGCCAGUCAGUUUGACAGUUGACUCACCAUACAAACAAACCAUACACGGUACUAGAUUUCUCUUCGAAGUAGCCUGUCUAACCUUGGGCAGAAUUGUGUCUGGAGAAACAUUUCAUUUGAAUAAACAUCUACAGUGAAUUUGUCAGAAGUGAGAGAAAAUAUACCUUGUACAUACUUAGAGUUUACUCAGCAACAGUCUUGCACUUGUCUGAGCCUAACUUGCACCUCUGUAUGUGCUGACAGCAGUCUAGCUCUACCACAAGUCCAUCCCUAUAAUAGCCUCUUUGAUGACUCGUUUCCCAAUCUUCUUUCUCCAUAGAAAUAUUUUCAAAAUGUCAAGUCACAGUCAGUGUGGGCAUGAAGAAAAAAUAUUAUUUACUCUCCCCUUGUGUGCCUUUCCCUACUUGAACAAAUAUACUAUACAUCUUCUUCACUGUCAUCCUCGUUCAACUCUUUACUCCAUUUUUCUGGCAUACCAUAGCUCCACUUGUUGUAAUUCAAAUUAUUUUCAAACUAUAUUAAUUUACUCAAUUUCCUUUCAUUGUACUUCAUGUUUGUGUUUUAGCUCAUAUAAUUCUCAUAAAUAUGUACGUUUUUGUUCAGGAUUUUAAUUUCAAGCGCAUCGUGUUGACUGGCGCCAAUAACUUCUACGAAUAACUACAACUUGACUCAUCCUUUUGUGUCUGCUUGCUUUUACCUUUACCUCCCUGUGCCUAUUAAUGCCUGAAUGAUGUAGUUAGUUAAUAAAUUAAUGUGUAGACAAUAUCAGUGUAUUGAGUGAUGAAAAAAGUGAAGGAACAAUGAACAGCUGAUUAAUGGAGUUUAGUUAAAAUGAAUGAAAGGACAGAUGACAAUGGCUUGUUUGGAGGAUGACCCCUGUGCCUCAUCACAUUGAAUCUCCCCUCCCUUGUCGUCUCCUGUUUGCCCCCCUUCAAUCUACCUGUUCCUCCUUCCUCAGUGCCUGGGCCAAGUCAAUCCAUCAUCUUAUCGACAAUGUCCUCCCUCUCCCACUUAUUAAAUCCCGUCAGAUCAGAAAAGCAGUUGAUUUGUCCUGUGUAAUUCACACAACGCAGUUUGCAUCAAUUCCACACUUUACUCCUCUCUACUGGUUCCCUCAAUGCACCAUGGGAAAGGAUUUAUAGGAGCCAUAUGUAUUUAGUGUUUUACUUUGUUUACAUUUGAUUUGAUGUCAUCACCGUUUUGUUUUUAGUUUAAUUGAUUAGAAUGGCAAGAUUAUAAUGGGGUAACUUCUGUAAAGAUAUAAUCUUAAAUGUAUGGUUUGAGAGAGAAAUGUGUUCAGACUUUUUUAAAAUUGGCAUUUCUUACAAUACUGCUUUUAGGUACUUGUUUGCUUUAGACUAAUCUUGUUUCCCUUUUGACUGUAGUCAGUCUUUGCUUUCUGCUGUGUCCUGUGUGUUCGCUGUGAACUCAGAGAGUUGAAGUGAACUGCCAUCCUGUCAGCCAUAAAAAGCACAGGAUCAAUGAUGUGCAGGAAUGCCUUAUCUCUUAACCCAUACAGUAACAUGGUCUCUUACUCUCCUCUCUAUGUUCAUUUAUAAUCUCCCCGUCUUUGUACAUAAAUGACUUACAGUAGAUAUCUACAUAGACUGUAAAAGAAAGAAUAUAUUGUAUUUUGCAAAUAGUGUAUGUGUGUUUUCUUCCCCAGUAAGCCUGAAUCCUUUAAAAUGAGUCUGAGCUACUUACCUUGUAAUUGAUUGUGUCAUUUGUACCUAAUGUAUGAUAAUGCAAAUAAAAAAAAGGAAAAUGAGA
Scomber scombrus (Atlantic mackerel) is the source of this 9589-nucleotide messenger RNA. RefSeq names its product protein kinase C alpha type-like. The transcript is spliced from 18 exons. Gene Ontology annotation, molecular function: ATP binding; diacylglycerol-dependent serine/threonine kinase activity; zinc ion binding. Gene Ontology annotation, biological process: protein phosphorylation. Bases 2691 to 4706 code for a protein of 671 amino acids. Lineage: Eukaryota; Metazoa; Chordata; Actinopteri; Scombriformes; Scombridae. The record is from RefSeq and is a predicted model, not a curated record.